AUGCGUUGGGGGCUGCCCCCGCGCGGGCCGGGGGCAGCGGCUCUGGCCACGGCCCGGAAUUUAUGGAUGCCACCCUGCCUUCGUUGUCACCCGGGGUGGCGAGGGACGACAAGGAGGCUUUUGGUGCGGUCAGUCACCGGGGCCAGUAACCAGCUGCAGAGCUCGAAUAAUGGCAGAUAUCGGGACACGGUGCUGCUGCCGCAGACCAGCUUCCCCAUGAAGCUGCUGGGCCGCCAGCAGCCCGACACGGAGCUCGAGAUCCAGCAGAAAUGUGGAUUUUCAGAACUUUAUUCAUGGCAAAGAGAAAGAAAAGUAAAAACAGAAUUUUGUCUUCAUGAUGGACCUCCUUAUGCAAAUGGUGACCCACAUGUUGGACAUGCUUUAAAUAAGAUUUUGAAGGAUAUAGCCAAUCGAUACCAUAUGAUGAGAGGUUCCAAAAUACAUUUUGUGCCAGGCUGGGAUUGUCAUGGGUUACCCAUUGAAAUAAAAGUAUUAUCAGAACUUGGUGGAAAAGCUCAGAAUCUUUCAGCUGUGGAAAUUAGAAAGAAAGCUAGAUCAUUUGCUGAAGAAGCAAUUAAGAAACAGAGAUCAGCAUUUAUUCGUUGGGGAAUAAUGGCAGAUUGGACUAAUUGCUAUCAUACAUUUGAUAGAAAAUAUGAGGCCAAACAGUUGAGAAUUUUCUACCAAAUGUAUGAGAAGGGCUUGAUUUAUCGAUCUUACAAACCUGUGUUUUGGUCUCCCUCAUCAAGGACUGCGUUGGCUGAAGCGGAACUUGAGUAUAAUCCUGAGCAUGUCAGUCGCUCAGUAUAUGUAAAAUUCCCUGUCCUGAAACCUUCUCCCAAGUUGGUAUCUAUCAUCGAUGGUUCAUCUCCUGUUAGUUUUUUAGUCUGGACCACCCAGCCUUGGACAAUUCCAGCCAAUCAAGCUGUUUGUUAUAUGCCAGAUGCAAAUUAUGCUGUUGUGAAAUGUUCCAGAUCUGGAGAUCUGUACAUACUUGCUGCAGAUAAAGUAACAUCUGUUGCUUCUGCUUUGGAAACAACAUUUGAGGUUAUUUCAACAUUUUCAGGUGUAGAUUUGGAAAAUGGUACUUGUGCUCAUCCUUUAAUUCCUGAUAAAGCCUCUCCUCUUUUACCUGCAAAUCAUGUGACCAUGACAAAAGGAACAGGGUUGGUUCACACAGCCCCAGCUCACGGUAUGGAAGAUUUCAGUGUAGCGUCUCAGCACAACCUGCCCACGGAUUGCUUAGUGGAUGAAGAUGGAGUUUUCACAGAUGUCGCAGGUCCCGAACUUCAAAACAAGGCUGUCCUUGAAGAGGGAACAGAUGUGGUUAUAAAGAUGCUUCAGGCUUCAAAGCAUUUGUUGAAAGAGGAGAAAUUGGUACACAGCUAUCCCUAUGACUGGAGGACUAAGAAACCAGUGGUUAUCCGUGCCAGCAAGCAGUGGUUUGUACAUAUCACGGAUAUCAAGGCCACAGCCAAGGAAUUGUUAAAAAAAGUGAAAUUUAUUCCUGGAUCAGCACUGAAUGCCAUGGUUGAAACGAUGGACAGACGGCCAUAUUGGUGCAUAUCAAGGCAAAGAGUUUGGGGUGUUCCAAUCCCUGUGUUUCAUCACAAGACAAAAGAUGAAUUCUUGAUCAACAGCCAAACCACUGAGCAUAUUAUUAAACUAGUGGAACAACAUGGCAGUGAUGUCUGGUGGACUCUUCCCCCUGAGCAACUUCUUCCUGAAGAAGUCUUAUCGCAGGUUGGUGGUCCUGAUGCCCUGGAAUAUGCUCCCGGUCAGGAUAUUUUGGACAUCUGGUUUGAUAGUGGAACUUCAUGGUCUUAUGUUCUUCCAGGUACUGACCAAAGAGCAGAUCUGUACUUGGAAGGAAAAGACCAGCUGGGCGGUUGGUUUCAGUCUUCUUUAUUAACAAGUGUGGCAACAAGGAAGAAAGCACCUUUUAAGACAGUGGUGGUUCAUGGAUUUACCCUUGGAGAAAAGGGAGAAAAGAUGUCCAAGUCACUUGGGAAUGUCAUUGAUCCUGAUGUGGUCAUCAACGGAGGACAAGAUCAAAACAAGGAGCCUCCCUACGGUGCUGAUGUUCUUCGCUGGUGGGUAGCGGAGUCCAACGUCUUCACUGAAGUGACCGUUAGUCCCUCUGUACUAAAUGCUGCCAGAGACGAUAUUAGCAAGCUCAGGAAUACACUCCGUUUCUUUCUGGGAAAUGUCGCUGGUUUCAACCCGGAAACAGACUCCGUUCCUGUUAACGACAUGUAUGUCAUAGACCAGUACAUGCUGCACUUACUGCAGGACUUAGCAAACAAGAUUACAGAUUCAUAUAAACAGUACGAUUUUGGAAAAGUUGUUCGGCUGUUACGAGCAUUUUAUACCAGAGAGCUCUCUAACUUCUAUUUCAGCAUAAUCAAAGACCGGCUCUACUGUGAACACGCGGGUGGCCCCAAGCGGCGCUCUUGCCAGACGGCGUUAGCGGAGAUUUUGGAUGUGGUGGUUCGCUCUUUGGCUCCCAUUCUUCCUCACCUGGCUGAAGAAGUCUUCCAGCACAUCCCUUACAGUAAAGAACCCAGGAGUGUUUUUCGUACUGGGUGGAUUAGGACAAGUUCCAUCUGGAAGAAGCCUGGGUUAGAGGAAGCCAUAGAGAGCACGUGUGCCAUGAGAGAUUCAUUUCUGGGGAGCAUCCCUGGUAAAAACGCAGCCGAGUACAAGGUUAUCAUUGUGAUCGAGCCGGGGCUGCUUUUUGAGAUAGUAGAGAUGCUACAAGCUGAGGAGACUUCCAGCACCUCUCAAUUGAAUGAACUAAUGAUGGCUUCCCAGACAACUUUACUCUCUCAGGAACCACCAUCAGUAACUACAGAUGUAAUUGAACGCAAAGGGACGUUCCUGAUCAAUUUAGAAGGUGGUGAUAUUCGUGAAGAGUCUUCCUAUAAAGUAAUUGUCACGCCAACUACCAAAGAAAAAUGCCCUCGUUGCUGGAAGUACACGGCUGAGUCUUCAGAUGCACUCUGCCCCCGGUGCGCAGAAGUCGUCGGUGGGAAGUAAGAGCUCGCAGUGCCGUCGACAGCUCUUGGAGCAAGAACGCCCCUGAGAGGGCGACCGAGGUCAGAGGCCCUGUUUACCACGCUGGGAAGCAGCAAGCCUAGAUUUAGGUAAUGAGUGGAAGAGUAAAUGCUGGAGGAUAAGGGUCAGAUUCAGAAUUACAAGUUUUCCCUGUAGCAGAUAAAAAAUAAUGUGUGUGUGUAUAUACAUACAUGAAAAAUACAAAUAUGCAGCUGGCUUUCGAUAUAUCCGUAAUGGAUUUAUUCAGAACAGAACACUGGGUAUGUUUGACUUUACAUGUGGCUGACCAGAAAAUGUUUUAUAUUUUAUAAAGCUUCUUGACUCCAUAUUUAAGUUCUGUAACGUCUAAAAAUAAAGGCAUCUGGAAAUGGA
Ailuropoda melanoleuca (giant panda) is the source of this 3429-nucleotide messenger RNA. RefSeq names its product isoleucyl-tRNA synthetase 2, mitochondrial (gene IARS2). Gene Ontology annotation, cellular component: mitochondrion. Bases 1 to 3039 code for a protein of 1012 amino acids. Gene Ontology annotation, biological process: isoleucyl-tRNA aminoacylation; mitochondrial translation. The transcript is spliced from 23 exons. The record is from RefSeq and is a predicted model, not a curated record. NCBI's taxonomy places the organism in Eukaryota, Metazoa, Chordata, Mammalia, Carnivora, Ursidae. Gene Ontology annotation, molecular function: isoleucine-tRNA ligase activity; tRNA binding; aminoacyl-tRNA deacylase activity.